AUGGUGUCCUUGCCCCCGGUGGCCCCAGGAGACCUGGACACGUACUGGUCUGGCACGGCUCCCAUCUGCCUGGGGGGCUGCAAGGGGAGGCACAAGGAGCUGAAGAGGAGCCAGUGUGGGAACGGCAGCUGCUGCUGGCUGGGCUACAAAUCCUUCUGCAGAGUGAACUGCGGGCGGCCCGAGGCGGAUUUUAACUCGGUGGUUCACGGCAACGAUUGGUGGGUGGGCUCCGUGGUGCGCUACAGCUGCCGGCCCGGCUUCGUGCUGCUGGGGGACCCCGCCAGCGCCUGCCAGUCCGAUGGCCAAUGGAGCCCCAAGCCCUCCUGCCUCCGGAUCUGCCUGCGGGGCCGCAUCGAGAUCAGCGAGCGGGACCUCACGGGCCGGUGCUCCUCGUCCUGCGGCAGCCAGGAACACCUGGGAGCCUCCCCCAGCCGCGGCUGCAUCAAGAUCUCGGGCUGUGUCACCAAGCUGUCGGGCUGGCCCCACUGGCUCCAGCGCUGCGACAUCUGCGAGUGCGACUGCCACGUGCCCUGCGGUUCCUCCAGGUAGAGCUGGGCCAGCCGGGGCUGUGGCCGCUGUGCUGAGGGACGUUCCCACCCAGGCUCCUGCUUCCCUUCGCCAGAGUCUCCAUUGUGCUCCCUCCGUAAGCUCUGUCUGUCCCAAGGCUGC
Molecule: messenger RNA, 669 nt
Organism: Agelaius phoeniceus (red-winged blackbird)
Lineage: Eukaryota; Metazoa; Chordata; Aves; Passeriformes; Icteridae
Product: C4b-binding protein-like
Source: RefSeq, a predicted model, not a curated record